Somion occarium is the source of this 602-nucleotide messenger RNA. NCBI's taxonomy places the organism in Eukaryota, Fungi, Basidiomycota, Agaricomycetes, Polyporales, Cerrenaceae. The record is from the annotation of a GenBank genome assembly.
AUGCCAGUACAGUAGUUCGUAUUACCUCGCUAGAGGAACACGUCGGAGUACUUCCCUGUCAUCAUGCACCAUGCUUACGUAUCCUUCGCUGUACUUCUCGCUGUUUGUGCUGGUAAAGUUAGCGGAGAUCAGCUAAUCUACUCCGACAAUGCUUUGGAGGGCGAGUGCAUAUUUGUCAACGCUACCGAGAACAGCUCUUUCUGGCUGGAGAAUCCUAAGCCAUUCGGCAACGCAACAGGCGGAAUUCGCUUUGACAUCGCUGGGAAUCAUCCUGAUUUAUCGCUCCAAAUCGGCUCUACGAUCGAUUGGGCAGCGUCCCAACGUAUCAAAUUGUCCGAUUUGGUAUCCUUGCAGUCUCUCUCUCCGAAUGAGUUCACCACAGUAUUCUUGGAUUUCAGCACCAUUCAAAUUCCCUACAGUCCUUCAUAUCCUACCCUUCCAGAUUCUUGGAACAUUGUCCUAUUUAUGGCCUUCACUGAAGGCGGUGCAGAGUACUACUUGGAUAACAUUGUUCUCGUGGAGUAAAUCACAGAGCGAUCUGCGAGGGAGCAUGCGGUACUUGCGGUUGCCUUGAAGAGAGAGGAUAGUCUACACGAUUACUG